This is a messenger RNA of Rubroshorea leprosula, 1221 nucleotides long. Lineage: Eukaryota; Viridiplantae; Streptophyta; Magnoliopsida; Malvales; Dipterocarpaceae. The record is from the annotation of a GenBank genome assembly.
AAGUUAACUCAGUCUACGAGGUGGUUGAUCCUGUCAUGAUGAAGUAUGUAGUCCUGGUGACUGAGCUGAGGUGCAAAUUUCAGAAAUUUUGUUUGAGCAAAAUACCCCGUGCUGAAAAUAAGCAGGCAGAUUCACUUUUUAAGUUCGCUUCUGAUAGUUUUCGAAGCUCCAAAUCAGUUUUUGUUGAAAUUCUAGAUGAGCCUAGCUUUCAAAAGCCAAAGAUGAUGGAGAUUAGCACAGAUCCAAACACGCCGAGCUAGACAAACCCAAUUGUCUCUUUCUCACAAGAUGGAUCAGUGCCUGGAGAUAAGCAAGAAGAGAUGAGGUUGAGGAAGAAAGCGUCUCGGUACACACUUGUUGAUGGAGUCCUCUAUAAGAGAUCUUUCUCACUUCCUCUUCUACGAUGCUUGAACCCUUAUAAAGCUAAAUACAUACUUUGGGAAGUACAUGAAGGCGUAUGUGGAAGUCAUGCUGGCACUAGAACCCUAGCUCAUAAAGUCCUUAGACAAGGAUAUUACUGGCCGAAUAUGUAUAAAGAUGCUACUCACUUUGUACAGAGAUAUAGGAUUCCGAAUCAGAUUGUGGUUGAUAAUGGCACUCAAUUUAAUUGCUCUUCAUUGAGAGAUUUCUGCUUCAGUUAUGGGAUCAAAUUACAAUUUACCUCAGUAUACCAUCCAAGGUCCAAUGGUAUGGUGGAAUCUAUCAACAAAGCUAUCCUAGAAGGAAUAAAGCCGAGAUUGAAGCAACACAAGGCCAAGUGGGCAGAUGAGCUCAACAACGUCCUUUGGGCAUAUAGAACUACGAGCCGAACUGCCACAGGAGUCCCAAGCUUCAGGGUCACCCAUUUUAAUGAAGGACGAAAUGGACAACUGCUUCAAGAGAACCUUGACCUGCUUGAUGAAGUCAGAGAGGAAGCACGACUUCGAACUUUGGUGUACAAGUAGAAAUUAGCCAACUUCUACAACAAAUGAGUUCACCCUCGAACAUUCAAAGUUGGUGAUCCAGUUUUGAGAAAAUGCCGACCUUACUGGGGUUUGAAACUCGUUUUGGCAAACUAGCACCGAACUAGGAAAGCCCUUACACUGUAGCUGAAGUGCCACACUCAGGUGCUUAUAUCCUUUAAGACACUGAAGGGAGAAGGAUUCCUAAGGUUUGGAAUGUCAACAACUUGAAGAAAUUUUACCCUUAAUCCACUUCUUUCAAUAAACUUUGUCUUAUUUU